Suncus etruscus (white-toothed pygmy shrew) is the source of this 3016-nucleotide messenger RNA. RefSeq names its product solute carrier family 33 member 1 (gene SLC33A1). Lineage: Eukaryota; Metazoa; Chordata; Mammalia; Eulipotyphla; Soricidae. Gene Ontology annotation, molecular function: acetyl-CoA transmembrane transporter activity. The coding region runs from base 33 to 1688 and encodes 551 amino acids. The record is from RefSeq and is a predicted model, not a curated record. Gene Ontology annotation, cellular component: membrane. The transcript has 6 exons.
GCUCCCCGACCGGGCUGUGCCUCGCGCCCAGCAUGUCGCCCACCGUGUCGCACCGGGACUGCGGCCGGCAGCGGCGGCCCGGCACGGCGCAGCACGCCCUGGACCUGAAGGGCGCGCCGGCGCUGCAGGGCGGCUGGGAGGAGCGCGCGGGCGAGCCGGCGGGCGCCGAGGGCGAGCGGGAGGCGCUGCUGCUGCGGGACGCGGGCGCGGCCGAGCCGGGCAAGGGCCGCCGCGGCUGCCGCGCCGAGCUGGGCAGCGUGCUGCUGCUGCUCUUCCUCUACGUGCUGCAGGGCAUCCCGCUGGGGCUGGCGGGCAGCGUGCCGCUCAUCCUGCAGAGCAAGAACAUCAGCUACACCGACCAGGCCUUCUUCAGCUUCGUCUUCUGGCCCUUCAGCCUCAAGCUGCUCUGGGCCCCGCUGGUGGACGCCGUGUACUUCCGAGGCUUCGGCCGCCGCAAGUCGUGGCUGGUGCCCACGCAGUACAUCCUGGGCCUCUUCAUGCUCUACCUGUCCACGCAGGUGGACCACAUGCUGGGCGGCGACGACGGCAAGUCCCCCGACGUGCUGGCCCUCACCGUCACCUUCUUCCUCUUCGAGUUUCUGGCCGCCACGCAGGACAUCGCCGUGGACGGCUGGGCGCUGACCAUGCUGUCGCGGGAGAACGUGGGCUACGCCUCCACCUGCAACUCGGUGGGCCAGACCGCCGGCUACUUCCUGGGCAACGUCCUCUUCCUGGCCUUGGAGUCGCCUGACUUUUGCAACAAGUACUUGCGGCUGCAUCCUCAGCCGCGGGGCAUUGUUACCCUUUCAGAUUUCCUUCUCUUCUGGGGAACUGUGUUUCUAAUCACAACAACGCUAGUCGCCCUUCUGAAGAAGGAGAACAAGGAUGUGUCAGCAGGCCAUGAGGAGACCCAGGGGAUCACAGACACUUACAAGCUCCUCUUCUCCAUCAUCAAGAUGCCGGCAGUGCUCACAUUCUGCCUCCUGGUUCUCACCGCAAAGAUCGGCUUCUCAGCUACAGAUGCGGUGACAGGUCUGAAGUUAGUGGAGGAGGGGGUUCCCAAAGAACAUCUUGCCUUGCUUGCCGUCCCCAUGGUGCCUCUACAGAUCAUCCUGCCUCUGAUCAUCAGCAAAUACACAGCAGGCCCCCAACCUCUGAACAUCUUCUAUAAAGCCAUGCCCUGCAGACUGCUUCUGGGCUUAGAAUAUGCUCUGCUGGUCUGGUGGACCCCAAAAGUAGCGCAUCAAGGGGAAUUCCCCACCUACUACUAUAUCGUCGUGUUACUGAGUUACGCCCUGCACCAGGUGACACUCUACAGCAUGUAUGUGUCUAUAAUGGCCUUCAAUGCCAAGGUCAGUGACCCGCUCAUUGGAGGCACUUACAUGACCUUGCUCAACACCGUGUCCAACCUGGGUGGCAACUGGCCAGCCACGGUUGCCUUGUGGCUGGUGGAUCCUCUCACAGUGAAGGAGUGUGCAGGAGCCUCCACCCAGAAUUGCCAGACGCCAGAAGCUGCUGAGCUUUGCAGGAAACUCGGGGGUUCGUGUGUGACGGCGCUGGAUGGCUACUAUGUGGAGUCCAUUAUUUGUGUUUUCAUUGGAUUUGCUUGGUGGUUUUUUCUGGGGCCAAAAUUUAAAAAGUUACAAGAUGAGGGACCAUCUUCAUGGAAGUGCAAAAGGAGCAAUUAGUUCUUUUCUCUACUAGACAUUCUGGAAAGGUAACCGUAGUUGCAUUUUAAUUCACAGAGCAAUGAUAAUCAGUGCAUAGGAGCAUACAACACUUUCCAACAAUGGAAUGAUUCCAAUAAAAUGCCAAAUGGUUGAAAAUAGACACCUCUGCAUAUCUGACCAGUCGUUUUUUUGGCCAUAUAUUUUGAAUUUGCAGAAGGUUGGAGAAAUGCUUUCAAAAACUGUUCUGACCUGGCAUGUCUUGAUAUGUGACUCACCAUAGUGUGAGUGUGCUUUGAGCCGAAGGUCAAUGGUUGGGUGGUGGAGCCUGGUGAGAUUCCCAGAUCCUGGGGGUCACUGCAGUUUGUUGUGUGUCUAAGAACCAGUGGUCCACUUGCCUGGCCUUGGGACAAUUUAUUAUUUCAAGUUGCAAAGGGGUCAAAUUAGUAUGGAAUUCAUAGAGCAGAGAAUUUAAGCCAAUGCAAUGCCAUUUGGUUGUUCUUGUUCUUUUUCUGACCGUGACCACAUUAUCCUUUUGAAUCUGUGUUAAAAAUACUAUUUUAAAUGUAUUUUCUGCUUUUUUAAGCAUUGAAGAUUUAUAAGAAGAUGAUUCAAACUAUUUUUUAUAAAAUGAAAGCUAUGCUUUUUAAUUUAUUGAGUCCUUGCACCUGUUGUCUAAGUGCUUCUUCAGACACAUUCUGAUGAGGGGGCAGGCCCCACAUUCCCUGUGUGUGCAGGCUGCAAAUAAAGACUUUAUUUUUCAUUUUUUUUUUAUUCUUGAGAUAAAAACAAUUAUAAUGCUUUCUAAUCAGGUAUAGUAACUGUAGUGCAAACUAUUUGAUUUCAAAGUACAAAGAUGUCCGAGCCUUUGAGGAGGGAGCAUUGAGCUGGGCAUCUCUAAACACAGCACUUUACCAUGAAAAGGCCUUGCAGCUCCUCUGUGCCAAGGCAGGUGCCAGUUUUCUUCCCACAUGGAACACUGCUAUCCCAGGAACACUAAGGGGGAUGGGGGACCAAGUCCCUGAGAACUGCAGAGCCUUCAUCCUUGAAUGCCCAUUCCUGAGGCUCUUGGCUGAUUGUGCUCUGCUCUUCCGCUCCUCUGAGAUGCUGCAGAUCCUUCAGAGUCCGAAGGAGAUGAGUCUACGUCAGAACGAAAACUGCUGCUGCCUGAGCUGGUUUUGGGUCCCAUGUUGGACUAAGAGCAGGGCCAUAGGGUGUGGGAGACAGUGGCCCUUGCACAUGAGGAAAGCUGUGGCAGUGACUUGGACCCCACAGAGCCAGUGUGGGCCACAGGACCUCGUCAUGGGAGUGCCCACUGUUAUGUGUCAAUAAAGAGAAAACCAACUUUA